Messenger RNA from Setaria italica (foxtail millet), 603 nucleotides. RefSeq names its product PRA1 family protein F2. Lineage: Eukaryota; Viridiplantae; Streptophyta; Magnoliopsida; Poales; Poaceae. The transcript has a single exon. Gene Ontology annotation, biological process: vesicle-mediated transport. The record is from RefSeq and is a predicted model, not a curated record. Gene Ontology annotation, cellular component: endoplasmic reticulum; Golgi apparatus. The coding region runs from base 1 to 603 and encodes 200 amino acids.
AUGUCCAAGUACGGAACUAUCCCCGCCGCCUCCUCCACCCCGCCGGCGCCGCCCGAGGGCUCAUGCACGGUGCCCGACUCCACCUCCCGCGCCGAGCGCCCCGGCCGCCGCGCCUCUGCGGCGUUUGCGGCGCUCCGUCCGUGGCGCGAGCUCACGGACCCGCGCGCGCUCUCCGUCCCAGCGGGUCGCUCCGACGCCCGGCGCCGCGCGCGCGCCAACCUCGCGCGCUUCGCCGCGAACUACAAGCUCACCUUCCUCGCCGUCGUCUCGGUCUCCCUGCUCUGGCAGUGGCGGCGGUGGCGGUCCAUCUGCCUGCCCGCCCUCUACCUCAGCGUCUGCUUGAACUACCUGUCGAGCAAGGCCUUCCCCCUUUUUUUGAUUCUCGCGCUCUUCCAGCUGGUGGUCACCGGCUCCGCGGCGAGCGUGCUCGUCGCGCUGCCCGUGGGGCUCCUGCUCGUCGGCGCCCACGCCGUGCUGCACUACUGCCCCGCGGAGGAUGGCACCGUCGACGAGGAGGUUGGGUCAAUUGUUUGGCACCGCGGGAUAGCACCGUGCGACGCGCCCACCGCCGUCAGUCAACAAACUAGCGUGGGGUGCUCCUAA